Tetranychus urticae (two-spotted spider mite) is the source of this 2171-nucleotide messenger RNA. RefSeq names its product stearoyl-CoA desaturase 5. Gene Ontology annotation, cellular component: endoplasmic reticulum membrane. The record is from RefSeq and is a predicted model, not a curated record. Gene Ontology annotation, molecular function: stearoyl-CoA 9-desaturase activity; iron ion binding. Lineage: Eukaryota; Metazoa; Arthropoda; Arachnida; Trombidiformes; Tetranychidae. Gene Ontology annotation, biological process: unsaturated fatty acid biosynthetic process.
AUAAUUACUGAAGGAUAGAUGGAGAGUUUAAUUGUUGAAUGGAAACGGAAGGUGAUUGGGUAAAGCAGCAUAAUUCAAAGAACCCAAAAAAUGGAACCAAAAUUGUCAAUUAGAUUAGAGUAAAAACCCGAAAAAAAAGGCAAAAAUAGGUUUGCUUAAUGCAACAUUGACAAUAAUAAAAGCGUAUUUACAACCAAAAGGAAACAGUUGGAAGCAUGAAAUUCACUUUUGACUGAAUCAGUGAACACCGGAAAAUUAAUAGUUAACAAUUAAUCAAACAGCCAAGGUAAUUGUAGCACGAAAAAAAGUGACUUUAAGAAAUAUCCUUUUUGUUGUUGUUUUUUGAUUUACAUUUAUAAUCUCACCUUGACUAAAACCUUUGGUUUAGUAGUUAACUCUACUUUGAUCAAGUAUAAUAUACAACUUACUGAUCAAGGAAUGUCAACAAUGCCCUCUGUUUAAUUCAAUUUUGAUUUCAACAGGAUAGUUGAUUUUAAUUUCAUGUCUAUUUGGUGUCAAUCCAAAUUGUUACACAUACAUAGAGUUGACUCGAUAAAGUUCAUAGUAAACAAAUAAUAACCUAUUUUUGAUCAAAUUUAUGUGCUACACUCAUUUUAAUUGAAACGAUUAGCUAAUUGGAAACAAACAUGGCUCCUAAUAUUAAAGUUGAACCAUUUGAUGAUAAUUUCAUGAAUGUUUCUCCAAAUGGUUCACCCAAUGGAUCACCCAAAGGAUCACCCAAAGGAUCACCUAAAGUGUCAUCUAAAAGUGAACCCAAAGAUGGAGUUAAAGUACCAACUAGAAAAUCCGUUACAUAUGUUGAACCGGUUAACCAGGAUAAUCAUAAAUAUCGUUUACAAAUUGUUUGGAGGAAUGUUGUUAUAUUUGCUUUGCUUCAUAUUGGUGCUAUUUAUGGAUUUUAUUUGUGCUUAACUCAAGCUAAAUGGACAACUGUUGCCUUUGCGUAUUUUCUUUAUGUGUAUAGUGGCCUUGGAAUAACCGCUGGUGCUCAUCGAUUAUGGUCUCAUCGAUCAUACAAAGCCAAAUGGCCUCUCAGGCUUUUUUUAGCUGUUGCAAACACAAUAGCUUUUGAGAAUGAUAUUUACGAAUGGACAAGGGAUCAUCGAGUUCAUCAUUUAUAUUCUGAAACUGAUUCUGAUCCUCAUGAUUCACGAAGAGGCUUCUUCUUUGCCCAUGUUGGCUGGUUAUUAUGUCGUAAACACCCAUCGGUCAUUGAAAAGGGUAAAAAGGUUGACUGCAGCGAUGUUCUUAAAGAUCCAAUAGUCCGUUUCCAAAGAAGAUAUUAUCUUCCUUUGGUGAUUACCUGGUGCUUCAUUAUUCCAACCAUAAUUCCCUAUUUUGCUUGGAAUGAGUCUCUUUGGAUAAGUUACUUUGUUUGCAGUAUAUUCAGAUAUUGUUUUACUCUUAACAUGACUUGGCUGGUUAAUAGUGCUGCUCAUAUGUGGGGUAAUCAACCAUAUGAUAAGUCGCACAAUGCUCGUGAAAAUAUUGGAGUUUCCCUUGGAGCAAUUGGUGAAGGUUUUCACAACUAUCAUCAUACAUUCCCUUACGAUUACUCUGCUUCUGAGCUUGGUUGGGAGUUUAAUUUAACCAAAUUUUUCAUCGAUUCGUGUGCUGUCCUAGGCCUUGUAUAUGACAGACGUAAAGUCUCUAAAGAAGUUCUAAAGCGAAGGGUCCAAAGAACAGGCGAUGGAUCGCAUCAUCAUCAUCAUCAUUAAUCUUUGAUUAUUUUGAAGGAUACAUAGACCAAAUCUAGAUUCAUUAUGAAAUAUGUUUAAGGUCGAAGGAUUUUAUUAAGUAAAAUUUUAAAAUUAGAUUUAUAGGACCAAAAGAAAUUUUAUAUUCGAAAUUGAUCAAGCAAAGCUUUGGAAAAAUCAAAAGUCUUUCGAUCGCUAAAGGCCUUAAAUCUUGAGAUUUUUGAAUCUUUGAAUCUUUGAGUCAAUUUGAAAAUCGAAUGUUAAAAAUUGUAUGUUCCAGAGUUAUUUUUUUGCCAGACCUAAGCUAAACUUUUACUGUAAACUUUUAUCUUUACUAGUGAAUUGAAUUCAUUGAUCAAACUGACAAUGCAAGUUUCAAUAAAGUCAUGAUUGCACAUCAGUUGGUAAUUCUUAAUCUUAAUGAUUUCAAUAAAAAUUGAACAAUCCAAUGAA